Helianthus annuus (common sunflower) is the source of this 1164-nucleotide messenger RNA. RefSeq lists its product as uncharacterized. Gene Ontology annotation, molecular function: protein binding. Lineage: Eukaryota; Viridiplantae; Streptophyta; Magnoliopsida; Asterales; Asteraceae. The transcript has 5 exons. The record is from RefSeq and is a predicted model, not a curated record. Bases 1 to 1164 code for a protein of 387 amino acids.
AUGGCUAUGAUCGGGAUUGUACCAGAAGUGUUCAAAGAAGAGAACUAUGAGUUUUGGAAAAUAUGUUUAAAAAGUUAUCUAGUUGGUCAAGGUUUAUGGGAUGUGGUCUCUAGAGAUGCAAAAUCUGAGGAGGAAGACGAACCACAAGAGUGGCAAAGGAAGAACGCUCAGGCUUUGCAUGCUAUUCAACUCGCGUGUGGAUCACAAGCAUACUCCAAGUACAAGAAGAAUACGCAUGUCUCUGCUAAAUUUGCUUGGGAUCAUUUGGCUGAAUUGGGUCAUAAAAAAGAUCAAGAUGUUUCUGGUGAAGUAGUUUGUCAAUUUUGGGUUGAAAAACACCAUCUAUAUGAAGACCUAUACAACGCUAUUGAGGAUGACGACAUGGAACGAGUGAAUGUGAUCCUUAAGAAGGAACCCAAUGCUACAACGUCAAUUGUAUCUUCACAUGGAGAUACAGCUCUCCACAUUGCAAUCCUCUCUGGAAAAAUAGAGAUUGCACUAGACUUAGUGAAGAAGAUACCCCCAGAAGAAUUAGAAAUUAGCAAUGAGUUUGGGGCCACUCCUCUCUCUCUAGCUGCUAUAACCGAAAACAUAACAUUGGCUAAAGCCAUGGUGGAAAAGAAUAACAAUUUGGUUACCCUAAAAAGUGGAAAUACUGACCAGAGCUCCCUUCCUGUCAUUGUGGCAUCAAUGUAUGGUAGAAAGCGAAUGGUUCACUAUCUCUACUCCAAGACCCCAAAACACCUACUAGACCCAAAUAACCCUGACCCGAAAUACAAAUUGGAUGGUGUGUUGCUACUGAAUAAUUUGAUCACCGCAGAUUUCUACGAUAUUGCUUCGGAGCUACUCAAGUUGUUCCCAAAGCUUGGCAUCAUGGCGGAUCACCAUGACGAUUAUGCUCUUCACAAAUUAGCACAUAAGCCUUCUGCAUUUGCAAGUGGAAGCAAAUUUCCAUAUUGGAAACAAUGGAUCUAUAACUGUGUGCGUAUACAUUCUCCUUGGGAAGUUGACACCAAAAUCAAUACCCCUGGUGAUCAUCAAGAUGAAUUCAUCAGCCACCACCCUGGCUUUCUACAUCAGCUAGGUUGGAUCUUGCUACGGCUAAUCGGUAUGCAUGUCAUACUUCUGUACCCGAUAUCAAGUAUUUGCAUGACAGAAAGUUAG